This is a messenger RNA of Paramecium octaurelia, 612 nucleotides long. The record is from the annotation of a GenBank genome assembly. NCBI's taxonomy places the organism in Eukaryota, Ciliophora, Oligohymenophorea, Peniculida, Parameciidae.
AUGAUUCAAGAAAUAAAUCUAAGUUAAGAAUCUAAUAAUGAGUAAAAAGUCUCAUUAAUAAUAGAUAAGAAAAAUUUAGACUUGACACUUAAAUUCAUUGAACAAUUAAAAGAAAUGAGAAUACAGUCAUCGAAUUUAGACACUCUGAAACGAAGAGUGGUACCAUUUUUCAUGAAUUAAUUUUAUCAUUGGGCUGUGGAUAAUAGAUUACAAUCAGUUGUCAAUUACUUAAAAGAACUCAAAAAAAGUAAGGAAUCAUAGUAGAAAAAGUUUGAAUUAGGAGAUCUAAAAAAGUUGUUUUCUAAUCAAUAGUUAAUAAUCCAGGGUUAAUAAUAAAUUAGAAAACAAGCAAGAGAUGCUUGGUAAUAGUUUUUGGAGGGUUAUGCUGUCUCAUCAGUAAUGAAAAAUUCAAAGAUUAAAUGUCCAUAAAACAAACAAAACUACAUAAACUACAUUCCUUUACUAAUCGAGGAAUUGAAUUAAAUAUUCCCUUAUAACAAAUUGUUAUCCAAGUACAAGUCCAACUAGGAUUACUAUAUAGAUAUUAAUGCAAACUAAAUGAUUUCAUUUGAAAACAAUUCUUUGUCCCUAAUUGAUAGGUCUUUAAAAUGA